AACCCGGAAGUGAAAUGGCAUGACCUCUGCUGGCGGCUUUCGGGUGGUUUUAUGGACGUGGUUUUAUUGCUCUUUGAUUGCUGAGAUUCUUCCAGUGGACACUGAAGCACAGGCCGACAACAGGCCUUCUUGCUUGGGAUUGUUUUAACGGGUUUUAACAGGCGCUACGGGAUCAGAUAACUGCAAAAAGAUGGAGAGCCAGCUUGUUGUAGAUCGGCUGACGGAAGCCGUGGAGGUUCUGAGGCAGGUGGAGUCCAACCUGCGCACCAGCAGCGACGAGGUCUGGCACAAGAGACGCCCGGACGGCAGAAAGGUGCGAGUUCUGAUCCGAGCCUCCAUCAUCUCCCUGGGUGAGAUCGACACGGUGAAGCAGGAGUUCUCGGCAGACGUCUGGCUCGCGGCCUGGUACAAGGAGCCACUACUCAAGGGGAAGAAACACAGGGAGGAGGUAGACUGGGACGACCAGUGGCACCCGCGGAUCGUGCUGUUUAACGCCGUGUCUGUGGACAAACACGAGAAGAAGCAUCACCUGAUCCUGGAGGAGGGAGAUGACGUGCCCAUCGUGCAGCAGAGCAACAGGAUCAGGGCAACCUUCAAGGAGCAGAUGGAACUAUUCGACUUCCCGUUCGACAAUCAGGAGCUGACGAUCCAGCUGAUGUCUGACUGGCCCAUCGGGCAGGUGGAGUUCGCCAAGAACAUGGGGAUCAAGGACACCAUCAGAACUGACACAUUUACUGGUUCGCAGGAAUGGGAGUUGUUCGGACAUCUCCUCUGUAAGCCCAGCAUCACCAACCAGGACCAGUCCACAUCUCACUACAGGUACCCCCUCUACAACAUCACCGCGCACGUGCAGAGGAAGAUGGGCUUCUACGUGUGGAACAUCGCCUUCAUCAUGUUCCUGAUCAUGGCGCUGUCCUUCACGGCGUUCUCGGUGCCGCCGAACGAGCCGGCGGACCGUCUGGGCGUCACGCUUACCCUGCUCCUCACGUCCGUGGCGUUCAAGUUCGUGGUGACGCAGAGUCUCCCCACCAUCUCCUACCUCACACUGCUGGACAAGUACGUGCUGUUGUGUAUGAUCUUCCAAUGCCUGAUGGCGGUCCAGAACGCGCUGGCCUCCAUCGUGUCCAACGCCUGGCUGUUCGACCUGGUCUCCAUGGCCGUCCUGGCCGGAAUCGUCUUCUUCACUCACCUGGUCUUCGGCGUUCUCAUGUUCGUCAAGAUACGAAGCACGAACAAGCAGCUAAGACAGGCGGAUAAGGAGUACUUGGAACUGUGUGAGAACAUUGACCGGUUCUACCAGAGGACAAAGUGCACCAUAUCGGGUUUCACCGAUGAGGAAGUCGAGGCGAUCGUAGGUCCGGCCAAACCGGCGGGUAUAGACAACUCCAAGCAGAUGGGGAUAGACGAAACGCAAACGGUGAGAGUCCGGGUUUCCUCAAAGGUAACGCCGCCUGCUGACUUGCCGGGUUCAGUCCCAGACGUACAACCCAGUAGGAACAACAAGUAUCAUGUCUGACCGAUCGGACAAGGCUGCUCUCAUAAUAUAUUAUAACAUCUUCUCAACACACAUAGGAUAUGUAUCCAAACGCAGCAGACACUGAUUGUACAUCGUCCCUACAGUUGGUACCAAAAGGAGUUGAGAACUCCUUUGAAAAUGCCGCAUGAACCUCUAAUGACGUAAAAAAAGUCCAAAACCGACAGUUCUGCUUAUUUCUGGAUGUGGAAAACAUUCGGGGGUUACUGAGUGUCAGAGUUUGUCGUGGUGCAGUUUUGCAUGGCAGACGAGUCAAGAUCAUUCGGUUCAAUGAGUGAAAUAAUUACGGGGCGACCUCAAACAUCCUUCUUCGGAAAAGACCCUGACAGCUUAAUUGUUACAAGCUGAAAACCCUAAAUUAGUCUUAAGAAUCAAGGCCCAACUUAAGGAGGUAGUGAGCCCCUUCUUGCUUUCGCCCCUGGUAUGUCUCCUGAUGGGCAGAUGACGACAAGUCAUACGAAGAAAACGCCAUACCGUUUUAACCUUACCAUUUAGACGGAUAGACCUGUCACCAGAUAACAAUUGUCGGUGACAAAUGGAUGUUCUUGCUUGGUUAAACAUCGCACUUUGAGGCUUGCGGCGGCAGACAAUGGGGUACAAUGAACUCUCCUAGCCUGGGUAACCAGACCGCCGUGAGCUCAGCGCUAUUUCUUCGGCGCCGAGAGCGUUUCGGAUCGGCCUCGGCUAAUUCUUGGCGUUUUAAUAAUAAAUCUGGUUCUCUUUUUUUACUGAUACAUUUUUAAGUCAAGCUAACAUUUACUUUGGUAAAUUGCUGGUCCUUUUGAUACUGUUUUUGCAGCCACCAACAUAUCUGCUUGGAGAUUGGGCACAGGGCCACACC
Molecule: messenger RNA, 2375 nt
Organism: Branchiostoma belcheri (Belcher's lancelet)
Lineage: Eukaryota; Metazoa; Chordata; Leptocardii; Amphioxiformes; Branchiostomatidae
Product: gamma-aminobutyric acid receptor subunit beta-like
Exons: 11
Coding region: 191-1516 (441 amino acids)
Biological process (GO): chemical synaptic transmission; regulation of membrane potential; monoatomic ion transmembrane transport
Cellular component (GO): synapse; membrane; neuron projection
Molecular function (GO): extracellular ligand-gated monoatomic ion channel activity; transmembrane signaling receptor activity; neurotransmitter receptor activity
Source: RefSeq, a predicted model, not a curated record